Molecule: messenger RNA, 735 nt
Organism: Rubroshorea leprosula
Lineage: Eukaryota; Viridiplantae; Streptophyta; Magnoliopsida; Malvales; Dipterocarpaceae
Source: the annotation of a GenBank genome assembly
CCAUUCAUGUUGAGUUACGUGGCUAGCCGCGUUUUCAGUGAGACAAGAAAAAGCAAGCUUAAAGGAAAGCGGAGAGGAUGAUCAUGGGGAGAAGAGAAAGAGGAGGCCGGUUGAGAGGGCGGCAUGGAAGAAGAGAUGGUGGAGGCAUAGAAGAGGAGUUUGAGGAUCGAGGAUUCGAGGCAGGUCUUCUCCCUCAUCUUCUCCCACUGCCAUUUGGGGUGAUGAUUGUCAUUGCAAAUCUUAUUGGGCUCCACGGUGCGAGACGCCCCUGUCGCGCACCACCGGCCACGAGUGGCGAGUGGAGGACCGAAGGUCCAAGAACGAGGAAUCGGAUUAAAGACUAAAGGGCAAGACAGGGCAGGGAAAAAAUCGUGAGUGGAAGCAGCUAGGAUGACGAGAUGACCCGAGACUGAAAUUAAUUGGAUAGAGAAGUUCCUGGACAAGAAAGAGGAGUGACGGAGGAGAAGCAGAAAAAACCAAUGGAAGAAAAUUUGUGAGCUUAUGUUUUGUUCUUUUUUCUCCUCUUUAUUCUUCUUUUAUUAGUUUCUCAUCUCUUCUACUUUGGUUUUUGGUGAGCUUAUGUUUUGGUCAUUUUUUCCACUUCAUUCUUCUUUUAUUAAUUUCUUUGGGUUUCUAUUUUCCCUUUAUGUUUCUUGCUUUUUUUAUGAUUUUUUUUAUAAUGUAUGAUUUCUUUGCUAGGGAAGGCACAACGGCAAACAAAAUGCAGUUUUCAUA